AUGACUACAGAUUCCGCAGCGCGCUUGGUUCAGAAGGUGGACCAGCGCCUCCCGGUGGCCAACGAGUACCUGCUGCUUUCAGGCGGGGCCCGAGAGGGCGUCUUAGACCUGAACCCCGAGGACCUGGGCGAGUACGCCAAAGGGGCCGACUUUGACCUGGAUUUCACCCUGCUGGUGCCCGCCCUGAAGCUCCACGACCGCAACCAGCCGGUCACUCUGGACAUGAGGCACUCGCCCCCGUGUCACUCCUGGCUCAGCCUUCGCCUCUGCGACUCCAACAUCCUGUCCCGCUGGAGCAUCUGCUGCCAGGAAGAGAGCGGGCUUCCAGCUGAGGAGGACGAGGAGGGGGAGGAAGAGAUGGGUAAAGGCUCUAUCCCCUCCCUGGGCUCCCCUCAGUCUUUGGACGGAUGCUACUUCUCUCCCACCCUGGUGACAGACUGGUUCUGGGGGGUUGUUAGCGAGGCUGUGGAGGAGCUGAGGCGCAGCCCACAGAGGGGCAUCCCCACUCCUGACCGCCUGGAGAGAAAUGGGCCUCUGACCACCAUCAUCUUGCAGGCAGGCUCUAGCCGGGUUCUCUAUGACCUGCUGCCUGUGGUGUCAUUUCGGGGCUGGCCUGCUGUUGCGCAAGGCUGGUUGACCGCCAACCACUUCUGGGAUGGUAAAAUCACAGAGGAGGAAGCCAUAUCUGGCUUCUAUCUGUUGCCCUGCAGCUCCCCGCUGGGUGGUCGGCCGGACAGAGAGUGGAGGCUGGCCUUUUCCCGCAGUGAGGUCCAGCUAAAGAAGUGCAUUCCUUUCCCCAUGGCCCAGGCUUUCCAAGCAGCCAAAGCGGUCCUUUCUCGCAUCCUGGCCCGUCCUCGUACAGGCCUCAGCCUCUAUCACCUGCGUACCCUGCUCUUUUGGGCCUGUGACCGACUCCCGACCGCCUACCUGUCCUGUCCUGACACGGACACUCCUGGUCGCCUCCUCCUGGGGCUCCUGGACGACCUGGCUCACUGCAUCCUGGGCAAAAACUGCCCAAACUACUUCCUGCCGCAGUGCAACAUGUUGGAGCACCUGUCUGACAGCCAGGCUCUGCUGGUGGCCAGGAAGCUGGCUCACGUGCGCUCGGAUCCCAGCGAGCACCUGCGGGCCGCCCUGGACCAAGCGCAGCAGGCCGGUCAGCUGAAGAAGGAGCUGACCGCUAGUACCAACGGCCACGGCUCCCCCGGCCACCAGCCGGCCAACGGCAUCAUCUCGCCAUCAGAGGACAAGCUGGCGCAGCGGCUGCAGCAGCUGGUCACAGAGAACCCCGGGAAAUCCAUAUCGGUCUUCCUGAACCCCGACGACGUGACCCGGCCACACUUCCGCAUCGACGACAAGUUUUACUGAAACGAGUGGAAGUCUGCGAGUUUAGCUCACAAGCACACUAAGGAAAUGUCUUCACGUCAGAAGGGUAGGGACACUAAAAGUCAGGCGGGGGCCUGAAACCCCCACACACACUCCCUGUUUGCCCCACAGAGGCAGCACAAUGCUAUGAAGUCCUGCUGCCCGACUGACUCUAAACCAAAAACACUCUCUUUCUCCUGACAAUUGCUGUACAGUUUGCCAGAUGUCGGAGCAGACAUGUUGUCAUCCAGCUGUUGCCACGGAGACGGCCCUUUCCUAACAGGCUGGCCUUAAGGAGGCUUCAUCAGCUGGUGCUGGAAAGCUAAGGACGGCUUUUAGUCACGUGGAAUAAGUCCCGUUGGCAUGACAGAGGGUGAUGUGUGUGUGAUGGAUGGAUGCUGGCCUCGGGGUUUCCACACAUUUUGGCCCCUCUAAAAACGGCGGUAGAAAAGCUUCUUGAUUGCUGCAUUUCUGCCCUCUUUAUCUCGGCUCAGCGUGGGCGAUGGCUGAAUUAGAAAUGGGAAAAUAAGGCGCGGCUGAUGCAACUGAUUGUAAUGUUUUGAGGAGAACUGCCGAGCCUUUGAACAGUUAUUUGUAACUUUUUUUAUCUCUUUUUUUUCUUCUUCUCCUUUUCAACACUCGCACCUCAGUUCAUGCUGACUUUUUUCACUUGUUUUAAACCGAUCUUUCUCAGGUAUGCACAACCUUAUUUGGUGUAUUUUAUUCCACUUUAGAGAGUCUAACUGCAUUUCAUGUCACUUGCAUUUCUAGUGGACAAUGGAAUGUACCAAAGAGCCGCGGUCAGGCGGCUAGCAGAGGGCAGCAUGGCGCCACAUGUCCCUUUACAUCGAGUUUUGACACAGCUUGAUGAAUCCACCCAGUCACAAUCUUAAUUAGCUUUUUCUCCUUGGAAAGUCUCGGUCUCCCUACUACAUGAAAUUGUUAAAUUUAGCUGCAACAUCAAUAGAAUUGGCGUGAAAAAUGGAUUUACUCUCCAGGCGAAAUAGAUAAGUGCAAGUCUUUCAUGUCAAGCGCUACUUUGGUGAAGUGGAGGAAGUGCUUGCAGCUCAUUAACUUUGUCGGACCACAUGACUUCAUUUUACUUCCUCUGACAGAGAGGAACGUGUCCACGAGUAAAGCCGGUGAGGCGCCACAAGAACUCGCGACUGCUUGUGUUUUAAACGGGCAGCUCAACCGUCUGAAUAGAUCCAAGUUUAUUUGAAAGGGGGAAAGAAGAAAAAAAGUUUUUAUUUUUUCUUUUUCUGGAAAAAGCUCAAUAAUAUUGAAUUGUUAAUUCGUUAUUAAAUCUUGUUUGCUUAAAGCAACAAAAAAUGGAGGGCGUAUCUUCUGGAUAAGAAAAUAUGGCCGAAGUUGGAGAUAAUUUAUCAGAAAAAACUGAAAACUAAGAACAGAAAAAAGUCUUAAUCACUGUUACACUUUCAGAAACUUGAGGGCAGUGUUUGAAAACUGCCCUUACCUGGUGUGGCCCGGGCUUAGCAGAUCAAAGUGUGGUCAAAAGAAUCGAAAACCACAGUGUAGUCAUACAUUGAUCCAAGUUUUGAUACAUUUUUAAAACCUCAAGUUUUUAUUUGAUUUUUCUGCCUGAGCAGAGCGGACUUUUUGCUCUCUGUUUGAAGUGUUAUGAUUAGCCCUUUUUGAAGGAAUUUGGAAAGUGGGAGGGGGUGGGACAAGUGCCCAGAAUUUCUUGUCUUCUUUCUUUGACAUUGUUCAUGAGCAGAUAUGUGUUUGCAGCCAUUGAAUCACACUCUGAGUGAGUGAGUGUUCACGGAAGGGCCGCAUUGAUGUCCCUCUGCAGGGGGUAUAGAGGGAAACGGGCUCCAGUUUUGCUCCAUAUUCUGUGAUGGCGGGGCAUCUGGAGUGCUUAGCGUGGCUACAGCAUCAUGUUUACACUGCAAACAGCCACGCUGCGGCGCCACGCGGCUGAUUUGAUUUGGAGCCGUUCGGCCAGUAAAAGCUGGAGGAAAAAGCAACCAGAUGAGCGGCAGUUCCCUCACUUCUACUUAAAUGAAUCCAGUGAGUUGUUUGUUUUACUUCAAUGAUUUUCAUACACCAUCUGCAGCUCUGACGGCAGUGGGAAAACGGAAGGUUGACGAGCGCGUUUGCUGAGAGCUACAAUGCUGCUUCCAGAACCAGGACAAAACGCCACAAAUGUGCAACAAGUCUGCU
Menidia menidia (Atlantic silverside) is the source of this 3552-nucleotide messenger RNA. NCBI's taxonomy places the organism in Eukaryota, Metazoa, Chordata, Actinopteri, Atheriniformes, Atherinopsidae. The record is from the annotation of a GenBank genome assembly.